CGCUUGCGGUUCGUUGGUGGUAUAAAAGCGUCCGACUCGUUGAUUUUCUUUUGAGUACGCUGUUCUGCUGCUGGAGUCUGGUGCAAGUGCAAAUUCGGUUUUUCAUUCAAAUGCGAAAAUCGUUAAGCGUACAAUAUUUGUAGUGCACCAUCAUACAGCAAUUACAAAAACAAUAACAAAAAAGCAACAAAAUCAUAUUAAAUAAUAUUUUUCGAAUGUUAUAAUUUUGCGAAAAUUGUGUAAACGUAAUAUAAUUGAUAGCUAAGCUGAUUGAUGAACUUAAAAAUUUCGUGUUUAAAAAUUUGGAAAUUCAUUGUGCUGGUUUUUGCGUUGUAAACAUCAAAAUAUUUUCGAUCGAUAAUCAACACAGAAAAAAUGAAUAAAUUGUUCAUAUUCACCUGCUUCAUAUUGGGCAGCCAAUUUCAACAGUCAUACCAACAAAGUGACUAUACAACACCAGUACCAAUAUUGAAACAAAUCGAUCGACACAACGACGACGGUUCAUAUACGUAUGGCUACGAAGCGGCAGAUAGAAGUUAUAAAAUCGAAACAAAAUAUCCUAAUGGUGAGGUAUUUGGUAAAUAUGGCUAUCAAGACGAUCAGGGCAAGUUGCGUGAGAUCGAAUAUGGUGCUAGCAAGCGUGGCUUUGAACCUGCUGGCAGCGACAUUAAUGUGCCACCUCCAACACUCACCAACCACAAUCCCUAUCCGCUAGGACCGAACGAAGUCGACGAUGGCCAGUAUCGCGAAGAUCCUGCCGUCUAUUUCAAAGAUCAAAAAUUCAAUCGUCCACCAGUGGCAGCAAGCAAAUUCAGUUUGGAUAAUUUGCAUCAGCCACAGCGCCCACAAUACAAUCCACCAGCGCCACAAUACUACAAUCCACCACCACCACCACCGCCGCAGCAACAGCAGCCGCGUUAUCAACAAUUCGGUUUUCAACAUCAACCACCUCAGUACAGACAACCACCACCACCACCACCGCCGCCGCAGCAGCAGCCCUACUACCAGCAGCCCCAAUAUCAGCAGCGCUCAUACCAGCCUCAGUCGCAGUAUCCAUAUGGCAGUUUGCCGCAACACCACCACCCUGCGCUGAAGAGUCUAGAUAUCUGGAGCGGUUCGUAUAGUAUCGAUUAUACGGGUCGACGCAAGUAGAUGCCGCCGAUGCAUGGAAUGCGCGCCGGAAUGUGGGUGGUUUGGCAUUGACCGUAAAUUUCGAGGUUUUGGCGGUUAGAGUUUGUGAAGCGGGACGAAUUGUGGCGAAUGCGGCAAAAUCGUCAACAUAAAGACUUGUACUGAUUUCGUUGAUGACACCAAUCAGUAAAUAAGAUUUAUUUCUUACUUGUAAAUACUUUUGUACUUAUGUAAUUUUAUAAUAACGCCGAUUACUUAAGGCGAACGAGUCGAAAUAUAUGUAUGUAUAUUUAUUCAUA
Messenger RNA from Rhagoletis zephyria (snowberry fruit fly), 1430 nucleotides. It is a transcript of the gene Cpr97Eb, whose product is annotated as Cuticular protein 97Eb. Gene Ontology annotation, molecular function: structural constituent of chitin-based larval cuticle. Lineage: Eukaryota; Metazoa; Arthropoda; Insecta; Diptera; Tephritidae. The record is from RefSeq and is a predicted model, not a curated record. Gene Ontology annotation, cellular component: chitin-based extracellular matrix.